AAUAAUUUAAUGUCAAUUUUCAUCUUUAUUCCAAAUAUUUCAACAUUUACUUCACUCGCACGAAUUUGACGCCCUUUAAUUACAGGGCGACUUGAAAUACCCACGGCAUUUCUCGCGAGCUUGGAGCAGCAGGCGGCUCGCGCUGCUCUGCUCUACUCUGCUCUGUGUGUUACCGGUUACGACACCUCAGUGUAAACAGCCAUGGCUGCCCUGCGCAGGCUCAUCCCUUCACUCACUAACAGCUCCAGAACAGGGACACGGGGACAACAAACGUCUCCUCCAGCGGCCAAAGCGCUGAAAGUCGUUGCAGCUGGAGCGUGUGUCACCGCCGCGGCCGGUGCUGUUUAUUACUGCUGCUCGUUUGUCGGUAGGCGCUCCGGACUGAAGAGCCAUGUCGAGGCUCGGCUCUUGCAUCUGGCGUUGCCGUCAGUUUCUGCCACCGAUAAGGCCAGGACCUAUGGUCUGGAUGAUGGAGAUGUGUACAUGUCAUCCUAUGAAAACAGGUUUCGCCUGUUUGGUUCAGUGGAGUACGAGGGCCAGCUCUACAUGACUCCACUCAACUUCAUCGAAUCCGUCACUCUGAAUGAACCAAAGAGUAAAAGAGCAUGGAGGUCACUUACAAAAAAGGAAUUAGAGAAGAUGAUGGCUGAUACCCCGCCUGUUUGGAAAGGAUCAUCUAAUUUGUUCAGGAAUCUUCGUGAACGAGGUGUCAUUAGUUACACAGAGUACCUCUUCCUGCUCUGCAUUUUAACAAAGCCCCAAGCAGGCUUCAGGAUUGCUUUCAACAUGUUUGAUGCAGAUGGGAAUGAAAUGGUGGACAAAAGGGAGUUCUUGGUGCUGGAAGAAAUUUUCCGCAAGAAAAAAGAUCGAAAAGAAGUUACUGAAGACGAAAGACUGGACCAUCAGAUCCUGCAGCUUUACGGUCAUCGCAAAUCCCAGCCACACAAUGUUCUUAAAAAAGACAGUCAGCAUGUGGAGGCCCGCGGCAUGUGGGAUGUUCUCAGACGUGGCACGAGUCAAGUUCUGUUUUCUGAUCUCACUGAGCAUGUGGAUGAAAAAACAGAGACGACGCUGCUGGUGCAUUUCUUUGGGAAAAAAGGCAAAGCUGAACUGAAGUUUGAAGAUUUUUACAAGUUCAUGGACAACCUGCAGACAGAGGUGCUUGAGAUAGAGUUCCUCUCCUACUCCAAAGGCAUGCCCACCAUCAGCGAGGAAGACUUCGCUCGGAUUCUCCUUCGCUACACCAACGUGGACGACGUCAGCGGAUACUUGGAGAACGUGCGGUACAGCAUGCCAGAUGAAAAGGGGAUCACCUUUGAGGAGUUCAGGUCCUUCUUCCAGUUCUUAAACAACCUGGAGGAUUUUACCAUCGCCAUGCAGAUGUACAACUUUGCCAACCGCUCCAUUGGUCAAGAGGAGUUCACCCGAGCUGUCUACGUGGCUACGGGCAUCAAUCUGACCCACCAUUUGGUCAACACCGUCUUCAGGAUCUUUGACGAGGAUCACGACGGGAAACUCAGCCACAAGGAGUUCAUUGGCAUCAUGAAGGACCGGCUGCACCGCGGCGACAGGGGUGUCCGAGUGGAGGAGAAGUUCAUCUCUUUCAAGUCCUGCAUGAAGAAGGAGCUCUCGAGCAAAUAGGUGAAGAUCCCAACAUCAGUGCAUGUGCUACAAACUGGAUGAGCUUUGCCUCUGCUGUGCUCUCUACCAGAGCUCCCGGGUUAGUGCAUGCUGCAGCAUCUUAUUACACUCUCUUAGAAGUUUUAAAAUAAACAGGAUGUGGCACAAACAGGAUGUGGUCAGCCUAAUGCGAAGCUCUUGCAAGUGGUCAAACAAACACAAGUGACCCAUUAUGAACCCACAAGAAAAUCCACUUAACUCAGUGUUGCAGGACUCUAAAUUGCACUAAUUAGUGUGUUUAACCACUUUUACCUGUUGAGAACUAUUUAUUGAUUUAUCUACUUGUAAAUAUAUUUAUCAAAUUAAUUGUUAACUCUGAUUUUAUAUAUUUAUCUAAAACUCCAACUUUGUCUUAUUACUGCUCUGCCAGUGUGUAUUGUUCAGCUCGAUCCUCCGUAUAUCCUGAGUUUGUUCUGUACGACAGCAGCAUUACUCACAUACUUUGUCCUUUUGCCGGCUCUGCAGCCCCCUGCACAGAUCAGCUUAGGACAGCAGCACCUCCCCCUUCCCCUUAUCCUCCUUCUCCUCCGCCUCUCUCCCAAAGCGCUGCAGCUAAAAUCCUCCAGGAUCCCCCAGAGCCACAGGCCUGAACACACACACCCUCAGUCUGUGGCUUUUCACUGUUUAACUACAGGCAGCUAACACUGUUAAUCAUUUCCUGGCUAGUAAACACAAGUGCUAUUUUCAUGCCACUGGCAGGGAUGACCUCUUUAUAAAUAUGCAAAAUAUUAAAGCCAUAUGUUUGUUCCACUCUUGGGACACUCUCGCUUAAAUUUGUGUAGGUUUUAAUUGAGAAGUAGAUUAAAACGUCCUUCCCUUUAGGCUCUGUAAGGAAGAGUUUAACUUGUACUGCUACUACCUGAUGACUGUUGUUUCCUGUUACAAUGUUUGCUCUGGGUGGAGUUAUGUACUGAAAAAGACUGAAGAUAUCAACACGUUACACGCUCUAAUAUUAACCAGACUAAUGUAUUUGUAUUUGAGACUACUUUCUGUUUAAAUUUUGAAUGUUUGGAUUAGAUAGUCUACCUCCUGAAGAGUUUUGAAAACUUCUUUUAAAUCAGGCCUCGACUGCUACACUGAUGUUACAGCGCAGAUGCAUUUAUAAUCACAUGGUGAAAUAAAUAUGAGAUAAAACAUG
Molecule: messenger RNA, 2818 nt
Organism: Seriola aureovittata
Lineage: Eukaryota; Metazoa; Chordata; Actinopteri; Carangiformes; Carangidae
Gene: micu3b
Product: mitochondrial calcium uptake family, member 3b
Exons: 15
Coding region: 202-1641 (479 amino acids)
Biological process (GO): calcium import into the mitochondrion; mitochondrial calcium ion homeostasis
Cellular component (GO): uniplex complex
Molecular function (GO): calcium ion binding
Source: RefSeq, a predicted model, not a curated record